AUGACUGUGCCUUCGAAUGCAGGAACGUUUGUCACAGCCCACGCAUACAUCCCGGCUGUGAUACAACGAGCGGUGAACUGUGGUGUCGGCAUCGAGUAUGGCAACUACCUCGAUAAAGCGACCGCGGAGCUUAUGGCUCAGAAAAAGGUCUAUCUGACGCCGACAUUAGUGACAUAUGCGGCAAGCACUUAG
Cladophialophora yegresii CBS 114405 is the source of this 192-nucleotide messenger RNA. RefSeq lists its product as uncharacterized. The coding region runs from base 1 to 192 and encodes 63 amino acids. The transcript has a single exon. NCBI's taxonomy places the organism in Eukaryota, Fungi, Ascomycota, Eurotiomycetes, Chaetothyriales, Herpotrichiellaceae. The record is from RefSeq and is a predicted model, not a curated record.